Scleropages formosus (Asian bonytongue) is the source of this 1043-nucleotide messenger RNA. It is a transcript of the gene dynlt1a, whose product is annotated as dynein light chain Tctex-type 1a. The transcript is spliced from 5 exons. The record is from RefSeq and is a predicted model, not a curated record. Lineage: Eukaryota; Metazoa; Chordata; Actinopteri; Osteoglossiformes; Osteoglossidae. Gene Ontology annotation, biological process: microtubule-based movement. Gene Ontology annotation, molecular function: dynein intermediate chain binding. Gene Ontology annotation, cellular component: cytoplasmic dynein complex; cytoplasm. The coding region runs from base 111 to 452 and encodes 113 amino acids.
UCGCACUCAAUGAAUGUUGACGCGCAGGGAAGCAGCGCGGUCGCCGAGCGCAGGCGUUCAGUGCGGGUGUGUUUACGGCGUUGCUAGGCAACGCACCAUCAGACGCUGGGAUGGACGAGUUUCAGGCUGCAGAAGAGACUGCAUUCGUUGUGGAGGACAUUUCCAACAUCAUCAAAGAGGCGGUGGACACCACGAUCGGCAGCAGCCCCUUCCAGACGGCGCGCGUGAACGCGUGGACCUCCGCCGUGGUGGAGACGUGUCUCAGCCAGCUGGCCAAACUGGGGAAGCCCUUCAAGUACAUAGUCACGUGCAUCGUGAUGCAGAAGAACGGCGCGGGUUUGCACGCGGCCAGCUCCUGUUUCUGGGACAAUACGACGGAUGGAAGCUGCACACUGAGAUGGGAGAACAAGACUACAUACUGCAUCGUCAGUGUCUUUGGUCUGGGCCUCUGAGCGGCAGCACAAAGGGCUUCGCCUGACCACCCGCACGCCUUUCAAAGCGCGCGCACACACACUCGCUUCCGAAGCACAGCCUUGCUUUUACAUGUCUUUGGUCCACUGCUUGUCCUCCGUUUCCGUCGCCGGGCCAGGAGUGCAUUGGCACAUCUGCACACACUUCAUUCCCUUAGAAUCACACCAGGGCCCAGACCUCCGCUGAACAAAGCCGACUGCUCCAUCACGGAUGCCGUUUUUAAAGAUGAGCGAUCAUGCAGCUUCAUGUCCGAUACCUUCCUGUAGUUACUGAACAGCCCUAUUUAGUCAGAGACUGAUAAAGAAUAAUUACAUAGAAAUUAAAUGAUCACAGGAAAAUUCAAACCUGUCACAAGAGCCUUUCCUUGUGCAGGGCCAGGCAGCAGCUGUGUGCCGACCAGCUCAAAGUGAGCUAAAUAUACACCCAGAAAAUUCAAAACAUAUCGAAACAGAUGUUUGAUCCUCUUUUGUACAUCAUCCGUGUUCUGUAAAUGACUGUCACAUUUGCAUGUGUGAGCUGCACUAUUUCAAUAAAUCAGUAUCUGUCUCUGUUGUCCUACUUUCUCUGCUCCA